GCCUGUGUCUUUUGGUCUCGCUGUGCCGCUCUGAAAGCUGGCUGUGUCAACCUCUCCAGCCUCCAGGUCGUGCGGAUUAGAGAUGCAUAUGCCACAUUGCAGGGCCCCCAAUCUUCUGCUCAUCCUCCUGGGCCCCACGCUGUUGGCUGUGGGCCGGGCUGCUAUGGAGAGCCAAGCACUGUAUGAACUUGAGAAAGAACCAGCUUAUUGGGAUGCUCAGGCCAGGGCAACACUGGAUGCUGCGCUGAAACUCCGCCCUCGGGAGCACCAGGCCAAGAACAUUAUCCUGUUUCUCGGCGACGGCAUGGGUGUGUCCACAGUGUCGGCAGCUCGAAUCCUGCGAGGUCAGAUGGAGGGCGGAUCAGGGGAGGAGACAAUGUUGGCCAUGGACACCUUCCCAUAUGUGGCACUGUCAAAGACCUACAGUGUGGAUAAGCAGGUAGCAGACAGCGCGAGCACAGCUACAGCCUAUCACUGCGGGGUGAAGGCCAACGCUAAGACAGUGGGGCUCAGUGCCAAUGCAGUGGCCUACGAGUGUAACACCACCUUUGGUAACGAGGUCUACUCAGUACUAAGGCGUGCUAGAGCACAAGGUAAAUCAGUUGGUGUAGUGACCACCACCCGUGUCCAGCAUGCCUCCCCGGCCGCUGCUUAUGCCCACUCUGUCAGCCGCAGUUGGUACAGUGAUGCAGAUCUUCCUCCCAGCGCCCGCAAGCAGGGCUGCGUCGACAUUGCAACCCAACUGGUCACCAAUGUCGACAUUGAUGUGAUUCUGGGAGGAGGGAGGAUGUACAUGACACCAAAAGGCACCCCAGACCCCGAGUACCCAACCUCCAACUCUCGCAAGGGGGACCGCAGAGACAAGAAGAACCUCAUUGACGUGUGGCUAAAGGCUAAACCUAACAAGAAGUCACACUAUGUCUGGCACAGGAAGGACUUUGAUGAGAUAAAUGUUAAAGCUACUGACCGGCUCAUGGGUCUGUUUGAGCCAAAGGACAUGCGAUUUGAGGUUUUCCGUAACCACACACGAGACCCCUCCAUUGUUGAGAUGACAGAGAAAGCCAUACAAAUCCUCAGCAAGAAUCCAAAAGGAUACUUCCUGUUUGUAGAAGGAGGUAGAAUCGAUCAUGGCCACCAUGACGGCAUUGCCAAACUGGCACUGACAGAAGCUGUAAUGUUUGACCAAGCCAUUCAGCGUGCUGCACAGCUAACCAAAGAAUCUGAUACUCUCACUGUGGUCACUGCUGAUCACUCCCAUGUCUUCACCUUCGGUGGUAACACUCCGCGAGGGAAUCCCAUCUUUGGUCUGGCACCAAAGAAAGCCGAUGACAAAAUGCCUUUCACCAGCAUCCUUUACGCCAACGGUCCGGGUUAUGUCCAUAUAAAUGGAACCAGAGGGAACAUCACAAUGGUGGAUUAUUACGACGAGGAGUACAUGCAGCAGGCUGCCGUCCCGUUGGAUGCUGAGACGCAUGGCGGGGAAGAUGUGGCCAUCUACGCCAAAGGCCCAAUGGCUCACCUGUUUCACGGUGUGAAAGAGCAGAAUUAUGUGGCACACGUCAUGGCCUAUGCUGCCUGCUUAGAGCCCUACACAGACUGCCCUCCUCACCCCCACAGUCACACCUCAAGCGGGUGUGUGAACACAACAUCGAGCCUCCUGUUUGGCCUGCUUAGCCUCCUCUGGUUACUCAGAUGACCCCCAUAACACAUACACACAACACACACGCAAAAUACAUUGUAUGCAUGCAGCAAUAGAGACACUUAAUGCACUAAACAUUCAUAAUGUAUAUGCACACACAUUCACUGUAUGCACACAGGCUGGCAUGUCAGAACGCAGGGAUUAACAUGCAUUACAGCAUGUGUUAACAGAAAUAUAACCUCAUACGUCCUGAUCACGCAGUGUGCUUUCACAUGAGAUUUCACCCUAGAGAGCAUACAAAAUUCAGGCUUAAACAAGCAUGUAGUGGCACCUUUUAAAAUACAAACUAACAGUAAGGCAUUGCAGCCAAGAACGUAGACACAUAUGCAUUACAUUAUUUCACAUGCAUGCGGCCGUUUAAGAAAAACUCUGUGCAACUGCUGCCAUUGCAUUUUCAUCACAAGGACUAUUUCAAACCUGUAUUUAACGCAUGAAUACUAACUUGCACAAACUAGUUCUUUCAUUAGUUAGUAAGAUUUUUUGUCCUCUUCUUGUUUUCCAAAGUUAAAUACAAACUUUCCAAGCCUGCUUCUCGCUCAGAGCAAUCAAACAUUUGCAAGAGGCUUUAAUUCACGAUUUACACAUUAAUCUUAGGUUUCACCCAGCAGAACUUCACACAAGCAAGCGUGCUGAGGGCUCACUGUUCAGCUUGUGGACAUUUAGACAAGACACACAGCUGCUGAUGUAGGUGAUCGUCAUUGUCCAGAUGGAAUAAAUGACUAUAUGACGGUAGCAGAAACCUGAACUAUGAGCCACUGUGCCAUGCCAAAGCUGCGACACCAACACACCUUACACUCAUAAACUCAUAGAA
This is a messenger RNA of Plectropomus leopardus (leopard coralgrouper), 2510 nucleotides long. It is a transcript of the gene alpi.1, whose product is annotated as alkaline phosphatase, intestinal, tandem duplicate 1. Gene Ontology annotation, biological process: dephosphorylation. NCBI's taxonomy places the organism in Eukaryota, Metazoa, Chordata, Actinopteri, Perciformes, Serranidae. Gene Ontology annotation, molecular function: alkaline phosphatase activity. The record is from RefSeq and is a predicted model, not a curated record. Gene Ontology annotation, cellular component: plasma membrane.